Messenger RNA from Pochonia chlamydosporia 170, 570 nucleotides. Its product is annotated as PAP2 domain-containing protein. Gene Ontology annotation, biological process: RNA processing. Lineage: Eukaryota; Fungi; Ascomycota; Sordariomycetes; Hypocreales; Clavicipitaceae. The transcript has a single exon. The record is from RefSeq and is a predicted model, not a curated record. The coding region runs from base 1 to 570 and encodes 189 amino acids.
AUGGCAUCAGACCAGCUCUCCGUUGGCCUCGAUUACCUCACCGAUGCAGCCCAUAUCCUACGACAGACGGCCCCAGAGACAUCCGCGCAUCUGAUGCUGCAGCGCAAUGAACUCAUGUUCCACAAUCAUCUGGCUCAGCAUGAAGUGCAGCGUCAAUAUGUUUGCGGCGCCUGUGGACAUAUAAUGAUUCCCGGGGAUAAUACAGCAUUGGUGCUUGAGGCUCGUCAACCACUCAAUCUACGGAAACGAACUGCCUCGACAAAAGGCAAAGAGCAGCCAAAGUCUGCCGCGUCAGGAUCGAAAGGACCAACAAAAACCAUCACGUGUGGGCACUGCAGUCGAGUCACCAAUAUCAGCCUUCCGGCGCCCGAAGCCGUGACGCACCGAAGGACAACCAGAGCGUCUGCUAUCAAGAAGACAUUACCGGUUGAGUCACAGAAUCAGAAGACGACAGCAAAUGCAAGUAGCAAGAAGAGGGCUAAGAAUCGGAAAGGCGGACUUCAGGCGUUGCUCUCUGGGCAGCAGCAGAAAUCGACAAACUCGCUGUCGCUAGCGGAUUUCAUGAGAUGA